UUUGAUGGAGCAACGUGUUGGAAACAAAUUGCAGUUUCUUCACUACACACUGCAGGCCGCUCGCCGACGACUGUGUGCCGUCGCCACUAAAGAAAAACAAGAAGCUCACCAAACUGGAAUCCCGUUGAUAGUUCCACCCCACGUUAUUGCAAAGGCUUUCAUAGUGCACCCAUCGACCACAAGCGCGUUUGACGCCUCCUCGAAAUACCAGUGGCUCACCAAAACCAAGUUAUUCGAAGGGCUCCCAGCUCCCUUCUCGAACGUAGACACAUUUUUCAAUGAUGAAGAAUGUGUUGCUCUUAAAAACAAAUUUAAGAAAUCCGUUCUGCAAAAUUAUGCUUUUCGCAAAGAAGGCAAAAGCCGGAAUCAUAGAUUUGAACAGAAAGGCGAGGAAAUUAGGCUGGGAGUUCUGCAAGAUUUGCUGAGGUUUGGUUGGUCUUUUUCGGAUCGUUUCCUUCAUUUGAGUGAUUGCUUUCUCGAUUUUAAACCCAAGAUCAGGAUUCACUGGGUGAGGCACCACAAUUUUUAUCAACCAACCUUGUUCUUAGGGCCUUUUCCCUCAAAAGGGCAAAAGCCCCGGGAACGAGAUUGA
This is a messenger RNA of Orbicella faveolata, 592 nucleotides long. Its product is annotated as large ribosomal subunit protein mL37-like. Gene Ontology annotation, molecular function: structural constituent of ribosome. Gene Ontology annotation, cellular component: ribosome; mitochondrion. NCBI's taxonomy places the organism in Eukaryota, Metazoa, Cnidaria, Anthozoa, Scleractinia, Merulinidae. Gene Ontology annotation, biological process: translation. The record is from RefSeq and is a predicted model, not a curated record.